AUGGGUAGUCCUGGAUUUAUAGUACAAAUUGACAAAUCCCUGUUCCAGGGGAAACGUAUGUACAGUAGUGGACGCUUACGACUUGAAGACAAAGGCCCAGAAAAUGAUGAAAACAAAGAUAUUGAUGUUGUAAGUGAAAACAUUGAGGAAAUCAUGUUCAAAGCCCAUAGAUAUUUAGAUUAUGUUGUCGCGUGUUGGUGUAGGUAUAUUGUAAUAAUAUCAUUGUGGUUGCAGGAAGCUACCCCUGCGGUGCAAGUGCAGUUGCAGCAACCAUUCUACCUGUAUGAUGAACGGACGCUUAUACCGUUCCCAAAGUCAGUUACCAUCUUGCAUGGUGGUUACCGCAUGUCAAUCCCGGUUGGCAUGGUCGUAGCUCCAGUUCCAGUAGAUCUUCUCCGAGCAGGCCCAGUGUUCGUCACCACGUUGUACGCUAUACCCGCGGGCCCCGUGCCAGCGCCAUCACCAGUCAGAUUCGUUCCAUGGUCGUCUUAUCCUCUGAAUCCAACGGCGCUUCAGCCGUACUCGGCACCAGCGCCGUCCCAGUACUCGGCACCACCUCCGUCCCAGUACUCGGCACCACCUCCGUCCCAGUACUCGGCACCACCGCCGUCCCAGUACUCAACUGCCGAAUCGCCGUCCGCUCAGUACUCGCAACCGGCACCACCGUCACCCACUUACUACCAACACUCGGCAGGCACCACUGAUGGCGGAUACGUCGAAGAGUCCAACGAACCACCAGGCAAACUCUACUCACAGUUGGCGGCUGCUUCGUUCCAAAACUCCAAAGAAUCGCCAGUGCUGCACCAACUCAGAGAGGAGUCGGAAAAGAACCGCCACAAGUACGCACCGCCUUCGUAUAACAAUCAUUAUCAAACGGUGGACGCUGCGUAGACGUUGGACGGGUCAUCGCCACUAGACUUGUGGCCUAAGGGGCAGUGGACGGGUGCACGCUUUCCACGAGACAGUCGUGCUAAUUUUUUUUUUAUCAUUAAUAUUAUUAUCAUUAAUUAACAAAAACUAUUUUUCUAUCCCAUAUAAUAUAUUAUAUUUUAUAGGUUAAACUCUUAUAAGGAAAGACUAUUAUUCUUAUAAUAUUAUGUGUUAUGUAUAAUUUUUAUAAUAAAAAUAAAAACAAAACAAUUUUAUAUUAAAAUAUAAUUAGACCAAUAUAUUUUAUAACUAUAUAAUAUAAUAUCUACGAACAACUAAUACAAUUUGUUUUAGUACCCAUAUAUGAGAAAGAAAUAAUAGUUUACAACGAUUUACUCUGUUAGGUAUUAUUACAAUAUUAAUUAUUAGCUCUUUUAGUUACUACUUAAAAAAUAGAAACUAUCAACCUACGACAUUUCGAAAUGGAUUAGGUAUAAUAAGUAUUAUGCAUUUAUACGUUCAACUUGUUAACUAGUCCUCAUACAAAACAUUUUAUAUUAUUUUUGCAAUAACUAUUGUACUUAUAUUAAGCUUAUAAGAUAAUCACAUAAAAUCUAAAUAUAAUAUUAUGUUUAUUAUUAAGAAACUUAAGUUGGAUAAACGAAGACUUUGACUUGAAAAUAGUUGAGUCUCACCAAUGAUAUUAUUUAUAAUUUAUAAUUUUUCUUUAUGUUCAGAAUUAAAUAAUAAUUAUAUUAUAAUUUAUCAAAACAA
This is a messenger RNA of Acyrthosiphon pisum (pea aphid), 1644 nucleotides long. RefSeq names its product extensin-2-like. The transcript has 3 exons. The record is from RefSeq and is a predicted model, not a curated record. Bases 1 to 891 code for a protein of 296 amino acids. Lineage: Eukaryota; Metazoa; Arthropoda; Insecta; Hemiptera; Aphididae.